Messenger RNA from Puntigrus tetrazona (Sumatra barb), 5136 nucleotides. RefSeq names its product NXPE family member 3-like. The transcript is spliced from 8 exons. Bases 3480 to 4655 code for a protein of 391 amino acids. NCBI's taxonomy places the organism in Eukaryota, Metazoa, Chordata, Actinopteri, Cypriniformes, Cyprinidae. The record is from RefSeq and is a predicted model, not a curated record.
UCAGUCUGGGUGGUAUGCUUCUUUGGGGCUUCUCCAUACCGUAAUUUUCCCGGAUGUGGGAAAGACAGUGAAGGUGGACUCAUGAGAGAACAAUACAUGUUUCACAUUGUCCACAGCCCAAAAUUUUCACUGAUGGCACCAUUGAUAUAGUAGCCCGGCCAUGUAUAUUGACCCUGUGGAACUCUCAACGGACAGUUUUAAUGGAAACCGUUGAGGUGCACAUUUAAUUCUGCAGUGAGUUGGCCAGCUGUGGAAGAUUGUCUACCAGGCUGCUCAAAUUUAUGGAACCCAGAGCACCUGGAGCACCUGUCCACACCCAUCACAGGAUGAUCGGUCUAUUCUUGAAACGUCAGGAAAGGUCUACAUACGAUCACCUGCGUUCAUGGGAACACAUGGCAAGUUCCAACUCGAUGCAUAAACCUAUCAACAUCUUCGGGUACCUCCUCUUAUGCCUCUACCCAUCAUCAACGUGCCCUUCGAGAGCAUCGGGAUGGACAUCGUAGACUAUGCCACCCACUACCCAGAGGCAGUCCCUUUACAGAAAGCCGGUUUGGCAUAACAGCAGAGAUUCUGACCUACCAGGGAACCCACUUUUUGUCCCGGCUAAUGGCUGACCUCUGCCAUCUGCUGAGAGUGAAGCAAUUGAGGACCACGGUCUACCACUCCCAGGCUAACGGCCUAGUCAAAAGGUUUGACCAGACUCUCAAACAGAUGCUUCAAUGCGUGGUGGCAGAGGACAGGCGAGACUGAGACUUGAUGUUGCCAUACAUCCUCUUCGGCAUCAGGGAAGUUCCCCAGGCCUCAACUAGCUUAACUCCAUUCAAGCUCCUCUUUGGCCAACAGCCCCGGGGCCUGGAUGUCGCCAAGGAGGCGUGGGAACAGUAGCCGGCCACCCAUCGCACCGUCGUGGAGCACAUAAGAGAGAUGAGAGAAAGAAUCGAUUGGGUCAUGCCAUUAGUCUGGGAACACCUGUCUAAGGCCUAACAAGCACAACAAUGACACUACAACAGGGCAGCCCAACCACGGGAAUUCUAGGCCAGAGAUAACGUGAUGGUCUUCGUCCCCACAGCCAUGUGUAAGUUCCUGGCAACCUGGCAAGGCCGCUACUCAGUACUAGAACGGAUUGGCCCAGUUACCUACCAGAUGCGCCAGCCAGGCUGCCGAUGCCCUGAGCAACUAUACCACGUCAACCUCUUCAAGAAGUGGAGAGAACUCCUCCAGUCCUGUGGUUGUUGAUUUCAGCCCCCAUCUCUCGGCUGCUCGGAAGGGGGAGCUCCAGCACCUGGUCGGUCAGUUUUCUGAUGUGUCCUCGCCCCUCCACGGGCGGACCCACGUCAUCGAACAUGAGAUCCAGGUGGCCCCAGGAGUCAUCGUCCGGCAACGGCCCUACCGUGUCCCAGAGGCUUGUCGGCAGGCUAUUGAGGAGGAAAUUCAACAAAUUCUCAAGUUAGGGGUGAUCGAACCCUCCCGUAGCCCCGGGUCCAGCCUGAUUGUAAGGGUCCCGAAGCACCGACGGCACCCUCCGCUUUUGUAACGACUUCUGCCGGGUAAAUGAGGCCUCCAAAUUUGAUGGAUACCCCAUGCCAUGUGUAGAUGAGUUGCUGGACCAAUUGGGAAGGGCCCGGUAUCUCAUCGUUAGACCUAACAAAAGGAUACUGGCAGGUACUCCUCUCGGAAACUGCUAAACCGAAAACUGCUUUUUCUACCCCCAGUGGCCACUGUGAGUAUCGGACCCUUCCCUUCGGUCUACACAGGGCCGCCACAACCUUCCAGCGGAUGAUGGACAUCGUCUUGUGGCCACACCAGACCUAUGUAGCGGACUACUUGGACGACGUGGUCAUACAUUCAGAGACCUGGGAGGAUCACCUCGAGCGACUGCGGAGGGUGCUGUCCAAACUACGGAGGGCUGGACUUACAGUCAAUCUCAGGAAAUGUCAUCUGGCGCUCUCUGAAGUCAAGUACCUGGGUUUCCAAAUUGGGAGGGGCCUCAUCCGGCCCCAGGAGAAGUUGGAAGCGGUACAGAGCCUUCCUGGGGUUGGCGGUCUACUAUAGGUGUUUCAUGCCUAAUUUCUCUUUAGCUGCCUGACCAGAAGGGGCAGCCGGAAAAGGUGACCUGGGUGGUCUUUUCUUUUCCUCACUAGAAAGCAGCGUAUGACCAAUCAGCCACCACUUCACGGCCCAGAUCCACUGCACCAGAAGAAAGGAGGAGAAAGAGAGAGCACCUCAGCAACACACACCACUGGGACACUGACCAGCACCUGUAUUAUUCAGUGUUUGUUUAAUAAAUCCUCCCUCCCAUAUUUUGUUAAGGCAGAAUAGACACAUCGACUUGGAUAUAUAAUAAUAAUAAUAGCCAAGCAAAAUGUCCUAAUAAAUAUUUCAAGAUUAACAUGUGUUCCACAAUUUGCAUUUUUAAGAAUAAAAUUUGUCAGGCACAUUUCCAUCACACAAAAUGUCAGAUGUGAGUUUAACUGACUGAUGACCUAGAUGACUAACUCCUUUUUCUGGUGAGAUUUUGAAGUGCACAUCUAAUUGGGCCACAAGAGAGGAGUUAUCCAACUUAUUUUGCGUAAGUAAGCCAGUGAAAGUCUUAAUAUUGGGAGAUAUACCAGGGCCAGUGUCUCUUUUGGAGAAAGCUUAAAGGCAUACUAUGAUCAUAUGUGCCUUUAUAACAAUUGCAUUACAGCCCUGACAAUCACUGAACUUUUGUUCACUUCUGCUAUGUGACAGUUAAUCACUGUUUAUAGGUACCAUAGAAAUGAAUGAGAAGUGCUGUAAUCUGAAAAUUAUCCAUGACCACUUUUUUUUAAAUUUGUCUGUUUUUGCCAACUCCUACCAAACACACCUGAAGCAACUAAUUCAGUCUUCAGGAUAUAUUUUUGUUAACCAUGGAAGCAUGUCUUAAACUGUAUUUCAGUCAGCAAUUUUGAAUCUGCGGAUAUGCUAGACUUCAGAUUUAUUAGCUGCUGUAGAUAAAUAUCUAGAAGAAUAACAAACUAAGCAAGUAAAUGUGUUUAUAAUUAUAACCAGUGUGUUUAUAAUUUUGGCAACGUUAAAAAAAAGCCAUUUUGCUGUUUUAAGCAGAAUAACAAGCUGUUUUGGAUUUCAAUUUACAGAUGGUCACACCUGCUGUUACGUCAAAAAUUUUAGUUUUAAUUAUUUUUAUUUAUGUUUGUUUUAAAUGCCUCGCCUUGAAAGUAGACAGAGGAGUGCGGUUAAAGUUCAAGGCGGAGGCAAAGACAAACAGUUAAGACAAACAGUUCUCACUCUGACGUGGAUUUAUCAUUUAGAUUAAACAAAAGAUCAGAAUCUUUUUAACCCAAUGAGCAUCAAGCUAUGUCGCCAGCCAGUCAUUAUCGUACCUUUUGUUAUUCUGUGACAUAGCAGUGUGACUAGUUUAACAGGAUAUUUUUUUGCAGGGUGCAUAUUUUUCACUUAUAAACGGAUAUGACAGACUUGCUGUGGUCAGAUCAUCCAAAAUGGAUUCAAAUCCACCAGUUUGCAGGUUAAGAAACCACGUACUAAGUGCAUGUUUUGCUUGGAUUACAUUCUGCCUGAUUGUAUGGCAACUGAAUUGUUUCCAAAUCGGAACAUUUCAUCUCCCUGCCCCUAAACCAUUUUCUCGAAAAAAUUAUUCAUCACCAGUAUCAGUGUUUGACAUGGGAAUCAGUGAUGAGGAGUGGGAAAGACUACAGAAGGCUCUUAACUGGCCCGGUCCAGAUCAACUAAUCACUCAGCUGAAUCUGACCACAAGUCCAGUCCACUCGACAUUCUCUGUUGUGGAACCCAAAAACAGUUACAAAGUAGGAGAAAACAUCUCCGUUAUUAUCAUUUACAUUUACAUUUACUGGGGUUACCCGAGCCUGCAAAACAAACAAGUCAUCAAUAUCCUUCCCAACACUGCAGGCAUUGGCAAAACGGAGAAAUGCAGAUCUGGCUUGACAACACCAGUUCCAGCGGGGUUCUAUUUCAAAGAUGUUUGGACGUCUUUUGUAUGCAACACUCAACAGUUUAAUUCUUCAAAAAUGUGGAACUGUCUACAAAAUAAGAUUGUCUACAUGAUGGGAGACUCCACCACAAGGCAGUGGUUUGAAUUUUUUGAAAAUAAAGUGCCAGGCAUAAAAAGAAUGGACCUCCACACUCCUCGUUUGGCUGGACCCCUGAUGGCUGUGGAAUUAAAAAAUAAUAUCAUUAUUCACUGGAGGCCUCAUGGUGUUCCUUUGCGGUUUACUAUAAUGCCUAUGACCGACCUGCAUUAUAUCGCCAAUGAUAUUGAUAAAAUAGCCGGUGGUCCUCAUGUAGUCGUUGUCUUUACACUCUUUGCCCACCUGGUGUUUCAUCCAAUAACAUUUUAUGUUCAUAAAGUGGCCAAAAUCCGUCAGUCUGUUGUAGCGCUGCUAAGUCGCGCGCCAGAGACCACCGUCAUCAUCAAGUCUGGAAACACUGCAGGUCUAAAGGACAUUUUUCAAAGUGACUGGUAUGCGGUGCAAGAAAACAUAGUGAUGAAAGAGAUGUUCAGAGAUAUUGAUGGAGUAAUCUACUUUGAUGUCUGGCAGAUGACUUCCUGUCACUAUCUCACUGAAAAUGUUCACCCAGGACCUGUUGUCAUAGCUAAUGAAAUCAACAUGUUUCUCUCAUAUGUCUGUCCUGCCUAAAAAACAAUAUUUGUUUUUUCAUCUAAAGCAUAAAAUAAAAAUAUGUUGCAUUAGAAACUUAAUAAUAUUAACUUUUGUGUAAAUAUACAUUUAGUAAAUAAAGUGCUUUUGUAUGUUAUAAUAAUCUGUACAUUAAAUGCCUUUUAUGUUGCCAAAAUACUUUUAAGCAUGCUCCAAUUAAGGCUAAGGUUACAAAUAUGAUCUUUUGUGUGAAGCAGAUUGAGAAUUUUAUUAUUGCUGUAAUACUGUGGUCAAUUUAAUGACCUUUCCGAAGCGUACUUUUCAUUUCAGAGAUCUGGUCAGCUUGCAAUACAGGGUUUAAUGCACUUGCAUGCUUGUCCCUUCCCCCACAUCAGCAUGACCGGCAAGGAGAGGUCUUUUCAUGCAAGUUAUGAGGGCCGAUUGAAGGUGGUGACCCUUUGAAGGUUCCAAACUCCCUUCAAAAAAAGCAGUUAUUCGCUAUACACUAAUAUAAACAAAU